Molecule: messenger RNA, 1389 nt
Organism: Solanum dulcamara
Lineage: Eukaryota; Viridiplantae; Streptophyta; Magnoliopsida; Solanales; Solanaceae
Exons: 5
Coding region: 65-1174 (369 amino acids)
Source: RefSeq, a predicted model, not a curated record
UAGAAGAGUGAAAAGAGAUAAGAAAGGCAAAAUAGCUGCAGAGUCGUUCGUGACUGUAUCAUCUAUGGCUGCUCUGUCUGCUUCUGCCCAUGUGAGCGUUCGCACCUUGUUGCAUUCAUCUUUCACUAAGCAUAAACUUGAGAGUUAUACUACUGCUGCUGCUACUACUACUACUUCGAAGAGAAGAAUACCCAGCAGUAUCUCCAUACACUCCUUGGCACCAAACACAACGGAGCACUCAGAUUCCCAACUUCAAUCAACUACAAAUUCCGUUAAAGGAUGGGUUGCAUUUGCGAAAAAUGUGUCGGGCGAAUGGGAUGGGUUUGGAGCAGAAUUUAGCAAGCAAGGUGAGCCAAUUGAAUUACCGGAAUCUGUAGUCCCUGAAGCUUACAGGGAGUGGGAGGUGAAGGUAUUCGAUUGGCAAACUCAAUGUCCUACUCUUGCUCAUGAUGAUGACGCCUUCUCUUUCAUGUACAAGUUCAUUCGGCUCCUUCCUACUGUUGGCUGUGAAGCCGAUGCUGCAACUAGGUAUAGCACCGACGAGAGGAAUAUUUCUGAUGCCAAUGUUUCUGCAUUUUCGUAUCAAUACACCGGAUGUUAUGUGGCCGCCUGGUCCAAUAAUAAUGAUGGAAAUUAUAAUACAGCUCCCUAUUUGUCAUGGGAGUUGGAGCAUUGUUUGAUUAAUCCUCAGGACAAGGAGUCGAGGGUGCGGAUUGUUCAGGUCGUGCGCCUUCAAGAUUCGAAGUUGGUAUUGGAAAACAUUAAGGUGUUUUGUGAACAUUGGUAUGGGCCAUUUCAAAACGGGGAUCAGCUGGGUGGGUGUGCUAUUCAAGAUUCUGCAUUUGCUUCUACCCAAGCAUUGGACCCUGCAGAAGUCAUUGGUGUUUGGGAGGGUAAGCAUGCCAUCUCCAGUUUCAACAAUGCUUCAGAAAAAGUUAUUCAAGAGCUUGUCGAUGGCAGCACCAGGAAGACAGUAAGAGAUGAAUUAGAUCUUGUUGUGCUCCCAAGGCAACUCUGGUGUUGUUUGAAAGACACUGUAGAUGGUGAAACAUGCUGUGAAGUUGGGUGGUUGUUCGAAAAAGGGCGUGCCAUGACAUCCAAAUGUAUAUUUUCUGAUAAUGGGAAGUUAAAGGAAAUUGCUAUAGCAUGUGAAAGUGCAGCACCAGCACAAUAGAGCACGGUUACCCACAACAUAUGGCCAGAGCAGUAGGAAGACAACUGUUCAAUUUCCUGUCCCAGAACUAAAUUAAUGGAUGAGAAGUAUAUAAUUGUAUAUUCAACAUGGUCUUAUUCAUAAGUGACAACCCAUUCUCUGUGUAAUAUUGGUCUGAGAUAAAUGAUAUUGGUUGAUAUAAGCUUAAGUGGAAUGGGACACGAUGAUUCAUAUAA